Molecule: messenger RNA, 1823 nt
Organism: Eufriesea mexicana
Lineage: Eukaryota; Metazoa; Arthropoda; Insecta; Hymenoptera; Apidae
Product: heparan-alpha-glucosaminide N-acetyltransferase
Exons: 11
Coding region: 65-1777 (570 amino acids)
Source: RefSeq, a predicted model, not a curated record
CAAUAAAUUAACUUGUGAGAAUUUGUAAAAAUAUUACUGCUUACGUAAAAGUGAUUGUUUCAAAAUGCUAAACUCAAGUUUGAAUUCUUGUCUUAAUUCAAAUUUUUCAUUUGAAAUAGACCAAGCAUGCUUUAGUGUUGUCAAUUAUUGUUCUUAUCGUGUUAUUCUUUAUUUGAUAGCAGAGGAAGCUUAUACGGGUAAUGGUGUUCCAGUAGCAACUUUAAAUCCACACAAAAACAAAAAUUUAGUAAUAAGCACAAAGUACCCAUUACAUUUGUAUUUUCAAACUGAUGAACCUGAACAAACUUAUGAUCAUUGCCACACAGGUUAUACUUUUAAAGAACAUGGUAAAUAUGGAUGGAAAUUAUCUGACAUAUGUAAUAGCAUUUAUGUGAUACAUGAACCAACAGAAAAUCAUCUGACAAUUUUUACAGCAUUUAUGAUAUAUAUUUUAUUAGCAAUUUUAUGGACACUAUCUAAAGUUAUUGUACAAGUAAUAAGGAGAAAAUUGUCACCCAAUAAUGUACAUGAUGACUGGGAUAGACUUCAAGAAGCAGAAAGUUCAACACAACCAGUAAUGAGAAUUACAAAAUUUAGUACACGAAUACGAUCAGUGGACACAUUUAGAGGAAUUUCUAUAUUAUUGAUGAUAUUUGUGAAUAAUGGAGGAGGACAAUAUGUCUUUUUCCAUCAUAGUGCAUGGUUUGGACUUUCUGUAGCUGAUUUGGUACUGCCUUGGUUUGCGUGGAUCAUGGGUCUAACGAUAACAAUUUCAAAACGCGCAGAACUUCGCGUAACGACUUUACGUUAUAAAAUAAUUUUACGCUGUCUUCGACGAUCAGUCAUAUUGAUUCUUCUCGGAUUAAUGUUAAAUUCAAAGUCUAGUAAAUCCUUAAAUGACCUUCGUUUUCCUGGUGUUCUUCAGUUACUGGCCAUAUCAUAUUUUGUAUGUACCACAUUGGAAAUAAUUUUCAUGAAACCUUAUUCUCAGGAUACAUUACUCCAGUUCGGGCGUUUCGGUAUGUACCGAGACAUCUUAGAUAGCUGGCCUCAAUGGUUGAUUAUGAUAGGAAUUGUGACUACACACACUUUAAUAACCUUCCUUCUUCCUGUACCAAACUGUCCAACGGGUUACUUUGGACCUGGUGGAAAAUAUCAUUAUCGCGGAAAAUACAGAAAUUGCACUGCUGGUGCAGCUGGUUACAUAGAUAGAUUGAUUUUUGGAAAUCAUACGUAUAAUAAAACAAACAAUUUUAUUUAUGAUCAAAUUUCACGUUAUGAUCCUGAAGGUUUGAUGAAUACUGUAUCGGCUAUAUUUAUUGUCUAUUUGGGAGUUCAUGCUGGCAAGAUUCUGCUCCUAUAUUAUCAGUGCAAUUCUAGAGUAAUUAGAUGGUCUUUAUGGGCAGUAGUUACGGGUAUCAUUGCUGGAAUUUUAUGCAAUUUUAGAACUGAAGGAGGCGUUAUUCCAGUUAGUAAAAACAUGAUGACAUUGUCAUAUGUUUUGACUUGUUCCAGUUUUGCUUUCUUACUGUAUGCACUUUUAUAUGUUCUUAUUGAUUAUAAGCAAUUUUGGAGUGGAGCUCCAUUUACUUAUGCUGGAAUAAAUCCAAUUUUUCUUUACGUGGGUGAUUAUUUGAUGAAAGGUUUAUUCCCGUGGAAAUGGAAUAUUGCUCAUCCUUCACAUGCACUCCUUCUUGCUAUGAACUUAUGGACAACAACUUUAUGGGCAAUAAUUGCAUAUCUUCUUUACAGAAAAGAUAUUAUCAUAACUGUUUAAAAGUAAUGUAUCAGCAUAUGAAUUUAUGGUUGCCUUUGUUAUUAAG